This is a messenger RNA of Limanda limanda (common dab), 1407 nucleotides long. RefSeq names its product adrenergic, alpha-2D-, receptor b (gene adra2db). The coding region runs from base 1 to 1272 and encodes 423 amino acids. Gene Ontology annotation, biological process: adenylate cyclase-activating adrenergic receptor signaling pathway. The transcript has a single exon. Gene Ontology annotation, molecular function: adrenergic receptor activity. The record is from RefSeq and is a predicted model, not a curated record. Gene Ontology annotation, cellular component: membrane. NCBI's taxonomy places the organism in Eukaryota, Metazoa, Chordata, Actinopteri, Pleuronectiformes, Pleuronectidae.
AUGGAUUUAACCCAGUUAAAUCUGUUGGUGGGAAACGUGUCCAACGAUGAGAACAGCACGGACGCACCGCUUUCCUUUCCACACACACCGGCAGCCAGUGCAAUCAUCAUCCUGGUGGUUAUUGUGAUUAUUUCGGUGACCAUUGUCGGGAAUGUGUUGGUCAUAGUAGCGGUGCUGACCAGCCGCGCUCUCCGUGCGCCACAGAACCUGUUCCUUGUCUCUCUGGCGUCCGCGGACAUCCUGGUGGCCACGCUGGUCAUCCCCUUCUCCCUCGCCAAUGAGCUGAUGGGGUACUGGUACUUUGGAAGCACUUGGUGCGCAUUCUACUUGGCUCUGGACGUGCUGUUCUGCACCUCAUCCAUCGUGCACCUGUGCGCCAUCAGCGUGGACCGCUACUGGUCCAUCACGAAGGCGGUGAGCUACAACCUGAAGCGCACCCCCAAGCGCAUCAAGUCCAUGAUCGCUGUGGUGUGGAUCAUAUCUGCGAUCAUCUCCUUCCCUCCUCUCCUCAUGACCAAGCACGACGAGCGGGAGUGUCUUCUGAACGAUGAGACCUGGUACAUCCUCUCCUCCUGCAUGGUGUCCUUCUUCGCCCCGGGUCUCAUCAUGAUCCUGGUUUACUGUAAGAUCUACAAAGUGGCCAAGCAGCGCUCCUCCACCGUGUUCGUGGCCAAAAACGGUCUGGAGAGGCAGCCCUCCCAGUCCGAGACCUGCUUCGUCAGGAAGGACCAGAUGGAGACUGAGAGCCCCAGCAGCCAGGACUCCUGCACCCCCCAGCAGGACCAGGGGGAGCUGGAUGACAUCGACCUGGAGGAGAGCUGCUGCCCGUCGGACACCAAACCGCGCAACCAUCGCUUCACCAAGCGGAGGAAGGUGGAGGGGUCGGACUGCUGCCCCCCGCAGAGCUGCCGCCUGUCCUGGGCCUCGGCCCGCGCGUCGCAGCUCUACCCGGAGCAGAAGCCCCCGGCCGUGCGACCCCAGGGGGCGGCGGUCAACAAGACCAAAGUGGCCCAGAUGCGGGAGAAGCGCUUCACCUUCGUGCUGGCCGUGGUGAUGGGGGUGUUCGUGCUCUGCUGGUUCCCCUUCUUCUUCACCUACAGCCUCCAUGCGAUCUGCAGAGACAGCUGCUACGUCCCGGGCGCACUGUUCAACCUGUUCUUCUGGAUUGGCUACUGCAACAGCUCCGUGAACCCCAUCAUAUACACUAUUUUCAACAGGGAUUUCAGGAAAGCCUUCAAGAAAAUUGUGUGCAGGACUCCCAAGCGCACGUAACUCUAGAGGAAGACAAUCAUUUGGCCUCUAAUGCCUCAACAGUGCUGGGAAGGAAUUAUGUUAUCAAGACUCAGUGCUCUUGGCUAUAGUUCCCCUCCCGAAAUCACUUUCAUGUAACUAUGAGAAGAAGAAAAA